This is a messenger RNA of Terrapene triunguis (Three-toed box turtle), 2617 nucleotides long. It is a transcript of the gene NPAS2, whose product is annotated as neuronal PAS domain protein 2. Lineage: Eukaryota; Metazoa; Chordata; Testudines; Emydidae. The record is from RefSeq and is a predicted model, not a curated record. The coding region runs from base 22 to 2382 and encodes 786 amino acids. The transcript has 20 exons. Gene Ontology annotation, biological process: circadian regulation of gene expression; regulation of transcription by RNA polymerase II. Gene Ontology annotation, molecular function: protein dimerization activity; DNA-binding transcription factor activity, RNA polymerase II-specific; RNA polymerase II cis-regulatory region sequence-specific DNA binding. Gene Ontology annotation, cellular component: CLOCK-BMAL transcription complex; cytoplasm; nucleus.
AAAAGCUAUUUAGACAAUCUCAUGGAUGAAAAUGAGAAAGACAGGGCAAAGAGGGCUUCCCGUAACAAGUCUGAAAAGAAGAGACGUGACCAAUUCAAUGUUCUCAUCAAAGAGCUCAGCUCCAUGCUUCCAGGCAACACCCGUAAAAUGGACAAAACUACAGUGCUUGAAAAAGUCAUUGGCUUUCUGCAGAAACACAAUGAAGUCUCAGCACAGACAGAGAUUUGUGAAAUUCAGCAAGACUGGAAGCCUUCGUUUCUCAGCAAUGAAGAAUUCACCCAGCUGAUGUUGGAGGCAUUAGAUGGCUUCCUUAUAGCAGUCACCACAGAUGGAACCAUUGUAUAUGUUUCUGACAGUAUUACACCUCUACUUGGACAUUUACCCUGUGACGUCAUGGAUCAGAAUUUGUUAAAUUUCCUCCCAGAACAGGAACAUUCAGAAGUUUAUAAAAUAUUAUCUUCUCGUAUGCUUAUGGCAGAUUCUGCCUCAUCAGAUUCCCUAAAGACUGACAAUGAUUUAGAGUUUUACUGUCAUCUUCUGAGAGGAAGUUUGAACCCGAAGGAAUUUCCAACAUAUGAAUACAUAAAAUUUAUAGGAAAUUUUCGGUCUUACAGCAAUGUGCCUAAUUCCACUUGUAACUGCUUUGAUGGUGCUGUUCCACAGGCUUACAGAACAUCACUAGGAAAACAAGUCUGUUUUGUUGCUACUGUUCGACUGGCAACACCUCAGUUUUUAAAGGAAAUGUGCAUAGUUGAAGAACCUUUAGAGGAAUUCACUUCAAGACAUAGUCUGGAAUGGAAAUUUUUAUUUCUGGAUCACAGAGCGCCGCCUAUUAUAGGAUACUUGCCUUUUGAAGUGCUGGGUACUUCUGGCUAUGAUUAUUACCACAUAGAUGACCUAGAACUCUUAGCAAGGUGCCAUGAACACUUGAUGCAGUUUGGCAAGGGAAAGUCUUGUUGUUACCGGUUUCUGACCAAAGGACAGCAGUGGAUCUGGCUGCAGACCCAUUACUAUAUCACCUACCAUCAGUGGAACUCCAAGCCAGAGUUCAUUGUAUGCACACACACCGUAGUAAGUUAUGCAGAUGUUCGAGUGGAAAGGAGACAAGAACUGGCCUUGGAAGCUGCACCCUCACAAGUUGUUUCUUCAGCACUAAAGGACAGUGGCUUAGACUUGAAUGCCGAACUGCACUUUAAUGCGCUUGAAAUAGGCGUCUCAGUUCUCAACACUAGUCGGACACCCUCUGUAUCAUCUAGAAGCUCACGCAAAUCUUCCAACACUCCCAUGUCUGACCCUGCAUCCACACCAACAAAACUGAUCACAGAGUCUAACGUUCCCUCCUUGCAAAGAACACCCAGCAUACAGCAGGAUUCAUCCAUGCAAAGACUCAGUCAACCUGUCACUAUUCAGGCGUCUUUGCCUUCUCAGCCAUCACGUGAGCUUCUCCCACAGCAGCUGCUGGCCCAAGCAGCUUUGCAAAAUCAGCCUACAUCUAUGGCACAGUUCUCGGCACAAUUUAACAUGUUCCAGACUAUCAAGGAACAGCUGGAGCAGCGAACUCUGAUCCUGCAGGCCAACAUUCGGUGGCAGCAGGAAGAGCUCCAUAAAAUACAGGAACAGCUCUGCUUGGUCCAGGAUUCCAGUAUACAGAUGUUUUUACAGCAGCCAACAGUGUCCCUGAGCUUUAGCAAUAUACAGCAGCCAGAUCCUCAGCAGCUACAGCAGAGGUCAAGGGUCAUUUCUCAGCAGCAGCUUAUCCCCAGUCCUCAACUUCAAGGGCAAAUUGCAUCUUCCCAACCAGCAAACCAGCAAAUAUUAAGAGAAGCAAAUGUGGUAUCAAGCCAGGCUGUGAACAUGGCUCCAUCUGCUGCUAUAGCACAGGAUAGCAACCAGUGUCAUGCUAGUCCAGAUUUCAGCCAGGACCGACAACUGAGACUGUUGCUCAGCCAGCCUAUUCAGCCAAUGAUGCCUGGCUCCUGUAAUUCAAGACUCGCUUCAGAUAUCAGUGUGGCUGGACGCCAGGCUAAAUAUUCUCAAAACCAACAAUUGUUUCAAAGUCUGGAACUGCAAACUUCCAGCAGCAGUUCACCUAUAGUGCUGAUGGGACAGGCAGUGUUACAUCCAGGGUUUUCUGCAUCACAGCCUUCUCAGACAUCAUCUCUGCAACCUAUGCAACUCCAGCAACAGCAGCAGCAUUGCUACCUUCAGGUGCAGACACCAAGUCCUUUACACAGUGAGCAACCCAAUUCUUUGCUCCUGCCGUCCUACUCACAGCAGCAAGGAAAUAUAGGAUACCUUCAUACACAGCAGCAGCCACUGCCACUUGCUUCAAGAAGAACCUGUAGCUUGUCAGAAUCAUCAAAUCUACCACAGCCACUAUGAUAGAGUCCCACACCAGCAGAAUCAAUGCACGAUUAGCUAUAACCAAUAGACCUGUGGGGCAGGAGAGAAGAAAUGACUGAACCUACAAUUUUGACUUUUGCACAUGCAUUCAUUUCAAAGCUCCAUGGCAGUAGCAGACCAGAGUGCGGCCUGCAGCAGACAAUGCAACAGAAAAGGAGUUGGAUUCAGUUUGCACUGUUUCAUGACAAUAUUAUGUAUCAUCAGGCUGAGUAAA